This is a messenger RNA of Clarias gariepinus (North African catfish), 610 nucleotides long. It is a transcript of the gene ndufb2, whose product is annotated as NADH:ubiquinone oxidoreductase subunit B2. The transcript is spliced from 4 exons. Lineage: Eukaryota; Metazoa; Chordata; Actinopteri; Siluriformes; Clariidae. Gene Ontology annotation, cellular component: mitochondrial inner membrane. Bases 88 to 393 code for a protein of 101 amino acids. The record is from RefSeq and is a predicted model, not a curated record.
GCGGUGCGUGUGACUCUGAGCAGCGGACACCGAGGGAAGGUGACAUUUUGUAGUCGUGUGUGUGAGUGAGUGUAUCAGAGUGUGGAGAUGUCGGCCGUGGGGAGGACGCUGAUGGUCCUCAGGGCCGGGGCUCAGGCCAUCAGGCGCGGCCCGCAGCACAGCGUCACACGGAGGGCGGGUGGUGGUGGUCCCCACAUCGUGGCUCAGUACCGUCAGCCCCCUCAGACGACUAAACAGCAGUGGUUUCGCUCUGAGCUGCUCAGCGGCUUCAUGUGGUUCUGGAUCCUCUGGCACUUCUGGCACGAUUCAGACGCUGUCCUCGGUCAUUUCCCGUGGCCGGACACAGACGCCUGGACUGACGAGGAGCUGGGCAUUCCUUCUGAUGACCAGUGAUGACAUCAUCUUUAUCAUCUCACACACACAACGGUGCUGAGUCGAGUGUAUGUGCACAUGGAUGGGUGUGUGUGUGUGUGUGAGGGGUCCAUGUGGAACCUGUGAUGAUGUUCAGCUCGCCCUGCCUUUCUGUUGUACAGAGACUCAUUCAGUCUGAUUUCAUUUCCCGUACACACGCAUGUAAAAUAUUAUUAAUAAUAAAGGAGAUAAAGGACGA